GCGGUGGGCAGGCGCACGUGUAUUAUUCGACUUUGUUUGGAACAAUCUUUUGCACAAAAUGGAUGUAGUACAGGAAGUUUUGGAGAAGCAUAGGAAAGAGUUGGAUAAAUAUAAACCAAUCACAGUCGAAAAACAUCUGGAAUGCCGUCUUGAUGUGGGUACCUUACUUAUCACAGAUCCUAAUGAUUUGGAUGACCGGCAGAUUGCCAGUGCUGAAAAGGAAAACUACCUGCGUGCACUAACCCGCGACAACACUCAGCUGCUGGUGAACGCCAUCUGGGAGCUGAACACAGAGCGCGUGGAUGAGAGCAUUGUAGCCAAGUUGCCAGAGCCGACGACAGUGCUGCCGCGUAUGCGUAAGCCGCCUGGUCCACGUGUGCUGACAAAGUGGGAGAAGUUUGCUAAGGAGAAGGGCAUCACUAAGAAGAAAAAGGAGAAAAAAACCUACGACGAAGUGCUGGAUAAAUGGGUGCCCACGUAUGGCUUUAAACGCGCAGAGGCUGAGCAGAAUAAAGAUUGGGUCCUGGAAGUUCCCCAAAAUGUUGAUCCUAACACCGAUAUGUUCCAAAAGAAGAUGGACCUGCGUAACGAGAAGGUGGCCAAGAAUGAGAUACAGCGUAUGAAAAACAUUGUGCGUGCAAAAAAGAUCGAAAUGCCACGCAGUGGAUAUCUGGGACCUGAAGCUGCAACAUCAAGUCAACUGCUUACGGCCGUAACAGUGGCCAAGUCAUCGACAGCAUCGGUUGGCAAAUUCCAAAACAAGCUGCCCAAAGAAAGGGAGGCGAGAGGUUUGGGCGUAAAGGAGUUGAUACCUGGUGCCAAGCGCAAGCAAUCGCAUAUCGCAGAUCAGCCCGAAAAGGAGGCCAAUUUGGAUCUCAUCAAGAGCGUUCUAAACAAAAAGCCUAAAUUAGAUGUGGAGAAGGCGAUAUCGUUGCAAAAGCAAGACGAGCGCUUGGCACGAGACGCUGAAUCUGGUAAUAAGCCCGCCAAGAAAUCUAGCAAGAAGGGAAAGGGAAGUCGCAAGGCAGUGGGCAAAAAGCCAAAGGGAAAUCGGGGCCAACGUGCGCCUGGCAAGAAGGCAGCGGCCGGUCGUAAACGUCGCUAAAUAAAAUUGCAGUUGCCUUAGCUAGAACAUUUUUAUUAACAAACAGAUACUUUACAAUUACAAUAAAUUUAAGCCACAAGGAAAUGAA
Scaptodrosophila lebanonensis is the source of this 1193-nucleotide messenger RNA. Its product is annotated as ribosome biogenesis regulatory protein homolog. NCBI's taxonomy places the organism in Eukaryota, Metazoa, Arthropoda, Insecta, Diptera, Drosophilidae. Gene Ontology annotation, cellular component: preribosome, large subunit precursor; nucleus; nucleolus. Gene Ontology annotation, molecular function: protein binding. The record is from RefSeq and is a predicted model, not a curated record. Bases 59 to 1105 code for a protein of 348 amino acids. The transcript is spliced from 4 exons. Gene Ontology annotation, biological process: ribosomal large subunit biogenesis; endonucleolytic cleavage in ITS1 to separate SSU-rRNA from 5.8S rRNA and LSU-rRNA from tricistronic rRNA transcript (SSU-rRNA, 5.8S rRNA, LSU-rRNA); ribosome biogenesis.